Molecule: messenger RNA, 1569 nt
Organism: Colletotrichum gloeosporioides
Lineage: Eukaryota; Fungi; Ascomycota; Sordariomycetes; Glomerellales; Glomerellaceae
Exons: 1
Coding region: 1-1569 (522 amino acids)
Source: RefSeq, a predicted model, not a curated record
AUGGAUCUAACUUCAUCACACCAAAAGCGCCCAUCAAGCCACGAUGGCGACCCCACAAAUGCCAAAAAGUCUCGCAAAGCGAAAGCUAAGGCAGACGAAGAGGACGCAGAACACGUCUGCAAGGGCAAGGACAAGUCCGCUUGGGUAGAGUAUGAGUACACCGUAUUCCAUACCACCGGGACCAUCAACGCAAAAGCCGUCGGCAGACUGUCGAAACCAGACCUCGAAGUGCUAUUGCCACGAACUUUACCAGAGACGGAGUACGAUCAAGACUGGUCGGCAGACGAUGAAACUGCGCUCCAAAGCAGCUGGCAAGCAGACCCAUAUCGGUCAGAUCUCAUCGGCUACAAGGAUGCCGACAUUGGCAAGGCAUUCCGACAGGCACUCAGAUUCUUCGGUAUCACGCCGUUUGAGCUCAUCUCUGAAAAGUACGACCUCGUAUACGGCGAGAACAUUAGCAAGAUCCGGGACAAAUGGGCUCCGAAAUUCAGCUUGACCCUGUACCAUCUGAUCCCGCACCCUCUGUGGGGGAGAGAUCCCAGACUCCUCGCCAUCGCGCUGCAAUACACUUCAAUACUGAGGAGCCGCGACCUGCGCUCAUGGAAGCUUGUCCGACCAAACGAGGACCCAUUCUUCAAGAUCUUUGAGGAGGUCAUUAAGGAAACCAAGGGCCAGAAUCUGCCUAUUUACAACCUGCAUAAACAGGUGCGAAAGCGUCUCAAGCAGCAGCGCACGCCAUCGAUCUUUUCGCUCUUCCUGACGGCCCUGGAGGAAAUUGUCGAAGUCGAGGCCCGCGUGGACACUACCGAUAAGAAUGGCCCCGUCAGCGUUUACACCAUUUCUCGAUAUGAUCUCGAGUCCGUCCAAAAGGCAUUGGAUGCAACGGCGUACAUGGGGAUACCCUCCUUCCUGCCAACAGAGCUCAUAAAGGAGCACAUGUACAACUCUUCUACAGACAACCCGCCUCUGGGCCCAUCAGCGCUCACCAUGUACAUUGAGCGAGCCCUCAUCGCCGUCCGCCGCCACAAGGCAAAGACCAAGAAUCGCAACAAGCGUUUGGGCGACCAGCAGCAGACCGACCAAGAGCAGACCGACACGGCAGGGGCCAGCGUCAACUCAGAGGACGCAGAAAACAUUCUGCGUCAAAAAGACGAGGCACUUCAACAGCAGCUGAAUGAGACGAAGCUUCUCAAACAGCAGUUGAAGGAAAAGGAUGAGCUUUUACAACAGCAGCUGAAUGAGACAAAGCUUUUACAACAGCAGCUGAAUGAGCAGGCCAGCUCGAUAACCGAACUCGAAGAGUCACUCCGCCAGAGUAACGAGAAAAUUUCUCAGCAAAUGCGAAGAUCAGAGGAGUUGAGACGAUUGCGGGACAAUCAUUCUCCUGAUCGCGAGGCCGAUUCCAUGAUGCUGGUUGACACUUCUAUCAACGACCCGAAUACGUCAGACCCGGACGAUAGCGGCAACGGGGCCUCAGAGCCACUUCCAGCCUCUAUUACUGCCGAAGAGUGUGCGGCCCUCGGUAUCAACCAGCAUUGGCACCUGGCGCCAGGAAGGCUGUCAUACUAG